Naumovozyma castellii is the source of this 2289-nucleotide messenger RNA. RefSeq names its product RNA-dependent ATPase HCA4 (gene HCA4). The transcript has a single exon. The record is from RefSeq and is a predicted model, not a curated record. Bases 1 to 2289 code for a protein of 762 amino acids. Lineage: Eukaryota; Fungi; Ascomycota; Saccharomycetes; Saccharomycetales; Saccharomycetaceae.
AUGGCUAGAAAACAGAGAUUGACAACAUCUCAACGUAAAGAUCACCGUAAGAAGGAAAACGAAUAUAUUGAGGAUCUAAACAACAAAAUUGAAAAUUAUGAUCCAAAGACUGCAAAGACCACUUUCUUCAAAGAUUUACCCAUUAGUAACGCAACCUUGAAGGGACUAAGUGAAGCUGCCUUUUUAAAGCUUACCGAUAUUCAAAGAGAGUCCAUUCCGGUCUCGCUCAAAGGUUAUGAUGUUCUGGGAUCUGCAAAGACCGGGUCAGGUAAGACCUUAGCAUUCUUGAUUCCAGUAUUGGAAAAACUGUAUCGUGAAAGAUGGACUGAAUUUGAUGGGUUAGGUGCUUUGAUAAUCUCACCCACAAGAGAAUUGGCAAUGCAAAUAUAUGAAGUUUUAAUCAAAAUCGGAAGCCAUACUUCGUUUUCCGCUGGGUUAGUUAUUGGGGGGAAGGACGUUAAAUUUGAAUUAGAAAGAAUAUCAAGAAUUAAUAUCCUUAUAGGUACCCCGGGAAGAAUUCUACAACAUUUAGAUCAGGCCGUAGGGUUAAAUACAUCAAAUCUUCAAAUGCUUGUUCUGGAUGAAGCUGAUAGAUGUUUAGAUAUGGGGUUUAAGAAAACUUUAGAUGCCAUUGUUGGUAAUUUACCACCUUCAAGACAAACACUUUUAUUCUCAGCUACACAAUCUCAAUCCCUUGCCGAUUUAGCAAGGUUAUCUCUAACGGAUUAUAAAUCAGUGGGUACCAUGGACAAAGCUAACGAAAAAUCAGAUGCAGAAGCAGCCACACCAGCUACAUUGGAACAAUCAUAUAUUGAAGUUGAAUUGGCUGAUAAAUUAGAUGUAUUAUUUAGUUUCAUUAAGACUCAUUUGAAGGCUAAGAUGAUUGUCUUCCUGUCUAGUUCCAAACAAGUCCAUUUUGUUUAUGAAACAUUUAGAAAAUUACAGCCUGGUAUAUCAUUAAUGCACUUGCACGGGAGACAAAAGCAAAAGGCAAGAACUGAAACUUUGGAUAAAUUUAGUCGCGCUCAACAAGUGUGUCUAUUUGCUACCGAUGUUGUUGCCAGAGGUAUCGAUUUCCCUUCUGUGGAUUGGGUCAUUCAACUGGAUUGCCCUGAAGAUGCUGACACAUAUAUUCAUAGAGUCGGAAGAUCUGCUCGUUAUGGUAAAAAGGGUAAAUCACUUAUCAUGUUGACCCCCACUGAGAAGGAUGCCUUCUUGAAAAGAUUGAGCGCUAGAAAAAUCUUACCAAAUCAACUGACUAUUAAGCAAUCAAAGAAGAAAUCUAUAAAACCCCAAUUACAAUCUCUUCUAUUCAAAGAUCCGGAAUUGAAAUAUUUGGGUCAAAAGGCAUUUAUUUCAUAUAUAAGGUCCAUCUAUGUUCAAAAGGAUAAAGAUGUCUUCAAAUUCGAUGAAUUACCUACAGAGGAAUUUGCUACAUCAUUGGGACUUCCAGGUGCCCCUAAGAUUAAGAUAAGAGGAAUGUCAACAAUCAAUCGUGCAAAGGAAUUAAAGAAUGCUCCGAGACAAUUAUUAUCUUUGAAAAAGGCGAAUGAAGAUGGUGAUAUUGUUAAAGAUAACUCUAAGCAAGUUAGAACAAAAAUUGAUAAGAUGUUUGAACGUAAAAAUCAAACUGUGCUAAGUGAACAUUAUUUGAACGUAACCAAAUCCCAAGCAAACGAGGAUGAAGAUGAAGAUUUCAUUACUGUGAAACGUAAAGAUCAUGAAUUGGUGGAAGAUGAGCUUCCUGCAUUAACCUUACCAUCCUCCAGAAGAGCACAAAAGAAAGCUCUUUCUAAGAAAGCCUCAUUAUCCACUAAGGGUAACGCAAGCAAAGUUGUUUUCGAUGACGAUGGAGAAGCUCAUCCUGUAUAUGAACUAGAAGGGGAAGAGGAAUUCCAGAAAAAGGGUAGUGCCGAAAGCCAGAAACAUGACUUCUUGAACAAGGAAGCUGAAGUUAUGGCAACUGUGGACAGUAAGGAUAAACAAGUUGCAAAGGAAAAACGUCAAGAAAAGAAGAGAAAAAGAUUAGAAGCCAUGAGAAGAGAAAUGGAAGCCGCCCUCGAAGAAGAUGAAAGUGAUGAGGAAACAAGGAAUGUUGCAUAUCUAGGCGAACCUAACCUAAGUGAGGACAUGGAGGAUGAUUUUGAGGAUGAGCCAAGAAAGAAGGCUAAAUCUGUCAAUUACAUCAGAGAUCAACGAAAGGAAACUGCACAUGAUAUUAUUGAGGUUGAAGAACCUGAGACUUUAGAAGAUUUAGAAUCUUUGACAGCAAGGUUAAUUCAAAAUUAA